This is a messenger RNA of Symbiodinium sp. CCMP2456, 1959 nucleotides long. Lineage: Eukaryota; Dinophyceae; Suessiales; Symbiodiniaceae. The record is from the annotation of a GenBank genome assembly.
AUGACCCGGAAGCAGGUUGCAGGGUACAGCCUUGAGAGGCGUAUCGGCAAGGGUUCCUACGCCACUGUGUGGAAAGGCCGUGAUGACAGCAACGAGUCUGUCGCCGUCAAGGUCAUCAGCCGCCAGACAGUGACUGAAACAGCGCAGCUGCGGCAAGAGGUAGAGGUCCUGCGCAAAAUAUCUCAUCCGAACAUAGUGCGAUUCCGGGACCUGAAGAAAAGCGCCGCUCACUUCUACCUUGUGUUGGAGUACUGUGCUGGUGGAGACUUGUCACAAUUCCUGCGAGAGAAGGGUCGAGUUCAAGAGGAGACGGCACGGCGGUUUCUCACCCAAAUCGCAGAGGGGCUUUCUGUGCUACACCAGGUCAACGUGCUGCAUCGCGACUUGAAGCCGCAGAAUAUCUUACUUAGUGAUAGCUCGAUGGACCCGGUGCUCAAAAUCGCGGAUUUCGGAUUCGCCCGAGCACUUCCUCCGCAAGAUAUGGCUGCCACCGUGUGCGGGUCACCCUUGUACAUGGCUCCAGAGAUCCUACGCCACGAGCCGUAUGACGCGAAAGCAGAUCUGUGGUCAGUCGGUGCUAUACUCUUCGAGCUCCUCAUGGGAAGGACGCCGUUUUCGGGAGCCAAUCCCAUGCAGCUCCUGGCAAACAUCGAGAAGAGCCCGGAGCUGUCUUUCGAGGGCGUGCAGCUCUCACCAGAAGGCCAGAAGUUCCUCCGAGCGCUCCUCGUCAACGCGGAACAGCGGCUCUCCAGCCAGGCCUUCAUGCAGCAUCCUUAUGUGCGUCUUUCUUCUACGGCCCUAAUGCCUCCGCAGGCAUCGGUGACUGACGAAAGCCCAAGUCCACCAAGCAAUGAACACCAGGAGGAAAUGGCUGCCGAAGGCAGCUUCAUCAUGACGGAUUGGGUCUCCGACCCUAAGGAUGGCCUCCCCAAAUCGGGCGCAGCUUCACCGGCAUCGCCGAUUCUGGCAUCGCCUCUGUCGUGCCACUCCCCAGAGGAGAGCCCCAGAGACGCAGUGGAGGCGCAUGGAGGCUUCGUCACAGCCAGCAGCAGCGCCAGUGGCCAAGACGCGACGCCUGGCGAAGGCAGCGAUCCCGUGAAGAAGGUCGAAGAGCUCUCUGCAUCGGAGGCGGCAAGACCUCAUUCCGAGACUCGGGGAGUGCCUGGCACGUCUGGACAAUCUGGCUCAGAUGCAAUGUCUGGCAAGGUUUCACCUUUCAUGGCCCAGGUCAUUGCGGAAGCAUGCCGAGAGCGUCCAAAGGACGCUGCCCGCGAGGAGGCUCCAGCUGCAGCUCCGAACUAUUUUCGGAUUCGGAGGAAUGGAAGCGUGGAUGAAGAGUAUGUGGUCGUGACCUCCAACACCCCAACCUCUUUCGCCCGUGGAAAAGGCCCUACACCAGCAGCUGCAGCAAGCGGAUUUUGCAGCAACUUGAGUCGAAUCGCCCGCGCAUUGGAGCAGCUUGCCAUGAGGCUUGCAGAACAUGCCCCUGUGGAAGCGCUGUCGCUCCUCCUGCGCGCUCUGGCACUCCUCGAAAAGGCUCUGAAAGUGUCUUUGGAUGAUGAGCAGAUGGGCGCACCACUGCGUAGUGACUUCUCGCGGACAUUGGCGUCUGCUGAGGAGGUCGAAAAGCAAUUGAGAGCAGCUAUUUCCACAGAGUCUACAUCCCAACCGAACCGUGCAAUUUUCGAGUCCGCAGUGCAGCACGCGAAAGAUGCGGCGGUCGUCCUUUCUAAGGGCCACGAGGCUGGUGGCUGGGAGGCCGCCUGCCACGAGAAGCUGACUUUGGCACUGCUUCUGCUGGAGCUCUUGGGCAGCGAAGCAGAGGGUGAAGAUGUUCCUGCUAUCGCCGGCUACACGGCACCUAUUGCCCAGCUUGCUGGAGAGAUUGAGCGGCGCCUCAAGGGGCAGAGUGGUGCCGCCAGUCGGUCAGCCAGCAAGACUUCAGGCUCCCCUAGCUGA